Messenger RNA from Armigeres subalbatus, 2417 nucleotides. RefSeq lists its product as uncharacterized. The transcript has a single exon. The coding region runs from base 1 to 756 and encodes 251 amino acids. The record is from RefSeq and is a predicted model, not a curated record. Lineage: Eukaryota; Metazoa; Arthropoda; Insecta; Diptera; Culicidae.
AUGUCGUCGACCGCUUCGUCCUCGCCGAUACCGAGCAGCGUGCUGUCGAGCAAGAAUAACUUCAACUUUAUUGCAUCCUUCUCGCCGGUGAAGGAUGUUUAUAACAAAUCGGUUUCGACCAGUUCCAACUAUUCUUCCUCGUCGUCGUUGGUGUCCACGGCGAGUUCAGCCCGACCGCAGUCCCAACAGUCACAUCAAUCGCACCAGCAGCAGGGACAGCAACAGCAGCAGCAGCCAGGUGAUUCGGGCACGGGAGUUCCAGUCCAGCGGUCGGCAUCGUUCAACGCCGCCUGUACGGUUCCGUUAAGCAUAAGUAAAACUACGCAGGUCAAAAAUUCUGCAUCGUUCAGUAACUGUUCACUGCUAUCUAAAGUAGCGAAGAAGUCCGGUUUGAGCGGAUCGUUAACGGCAUCGUCGCUGUUGAAAUUUUCGGCCUCGAAUUCGGCGAACAGUUUGUUGCAGUUGAAGCAGCAGCAGCAAGCCAACGGAAUUACGAUAUCGAGCAACAUCACCGAGGCCCUUGCUAUGGCCGGUCAGAAUCCCAACCCCUGCCUAUCGACUUCUUCGUCCGGGCAGCUAAAGAACUCUCCUUCGGCUUCGUCAUCCACGUCGCUGGCUUCGUCUACGACCUCCACUGUGACGGCAGCCGCGGCGGCCGCCGGAGCAGUGCCCACUACUAGUUCCUCCGCUGCCGUUACUGCUGCAUUGUCGCUAUCCCAGUUCAAUAAGAAUAACAUUGUUGAUUAUUAUGUCUAAUAUUAAGCAAACCUGUAGCUAUUAAGACUAGGGAAAAAUAUACAAACUUUUAUGAUUCAGUUUGUUUUAGGUAGAACACUGCACGGUUUACUUAUAUGCUGUAAAUGUUUGAUGGAAAUUAUGUUGAUAUUACUAAACUGGCAAUUGUACUAACGUAUGCUAAAUAUAUCAAAAAUGUAUGAAAACAUAAGUUCGGUUUUAUAUUUUAGAUAACCAAAACUUUGGGAUGUUUAUAUGUUCGAGAACAAUCGCUUGAUUCGAGAUUGGUAUGAUAUUAAAUGUCAUGGAAAAAAUGUCUUCUUUGUCUAAUUUAUAUUAAUUUCUUAAGGUUUCCCAUCAAAUGUUCACAAUAUAUAAUUCAAGCGAGUUUUUAUGUUUUUAAAACUAUAACGUUGAUCAGGUGGUGCACACAAUCAUCAAACCCUUCGUAGGCUGCUCUCCCUUGUGUACCACUAAAGGAAUGGAAUACACCGAACGAAAACUAAAGGGAACAAUCAUAAGUCCCAAACGACCAGAUAUUUAGGCUAACACUAAGUGGAUUAAUACAAACUAUUCUAAUAUGUACCUACUAGAACAGCGACAAAAAGUAAGACACACCCAUAUUUAGGGUUUAAUGCUAUUCGAAUACCAUACAUAUGACAGAAAAAUAAAGUUCUUUUUUACCUUCCGAACUUGAUCGAAAACAAAAACUAAUCAUUCUACCAAGGACCAGUGAACGAGCUGGUAAAUUGUUACCGAAGUAUUGUGCAUAAAAGUCAAACCUUCCCCUCCCGAGUAAUAAUUCCUAUAUUUGUAAAACGCCAUAAUCGGCAUAAAACGUUGAAACAGUUGAUUAAAUUCUUAUAAAAAUAUGUAUGAAGCCAAAGACAAUAAAUACAUACAAAACAAGUACGAACUGAAAAUAAGCCAAUUUCUUCUUUGCAAUAUAUAAAUCCAGAAUUUUACUUUACAGAACGUCUUUCUCAACUGGCUAACUUCUUUCUAUCCUUUCUUCUACCACUGUGAGUUCCUUCCAACAACUGCAUUUUCUCCGAAUUUCAAACUACCAAUUUCAACAGAGAAAACUAAGUGUACUAAGCAGAAAUUCUUAGCUUUAGGGAAUCCGUAUCCGUAAGAGUAUUGUUGACUAACAAAACGUCCCGAUAAUCAUGUUGUAGGGCGGCGGACACAGGUAGGAGCACACAGGUUUAAGCGUUGAUCGAUGAUUGUUUCCUCGUGUUAGAGAACCGCAUUUUGCUUUAACUUAACCAAAACAGAGAAAACGAAAGAACGGAGUUACAAACCCCCCUGGACCCAAGUUGCAAGUUUAAAUCCUCUAAUUAUAAAAAAAAUAACAUGAUAUCGUCAUUGACGCAGUAAAACAUUUGAAGACUUUAUACAGAGGAAAAAAGAUAUCGAAUAAACUACCAUAUUAGAGGGAUUAUUACAAACUAAAUUGACUUACCGAAGUAAAAGUUUACACACACUCGACGAAAAUGAUUAGAGCAAUUUCUAUGCGCAACGGCAGCAAAAGUGUGACGCGGUGCGCGAAAUUUGUUAGCAGUUGAUUCAAGUUGAAGCUUAGUGAUAAGACUACUAUUGAUAAUGACAGGGCAGAUGAAUAAGAAACCUAUUGUAAAUCAGUGAUUGAAAUAAAUAAAACUGAAGAAAAUCAUGAUUUU